Messenger RNA from Cryptococcus amylolentus CBS 6039, 1044 nucleotides. RefSeq lists its product as hypothetical. The record is from RefSeq and is a predicted model, not a curated record. Lineage: Eukaryota; Fungi; Basidiomycota; Tremellomycetes; Tremellales; Cryptococcaceae. The transcript has 3 exons. Gene Ontology annotation, molecular function: oxidoreductase activity. The coding region runs from base 1 to 1044 and encodes 347 amino acids.
AUGACGUCGCGUACCCAGGUCGAUCUCCUUGUGAUCGGCGCUGGCCCUGCAGGGCUCGCAGCCGGACAGAUGUUCUCUCGUCUCAAGCGCACUUGUCUUAUCUACGAUUCUGGGGUGUACCGCAACGACGUUUCGGACCACGCUCAUGCCGUCGCUGGAUUCGAAGGCGUCAACCCGGCCGAAAUCAGGCGCAAGUACAGGCAAGACAUCAUCGAGUUCUACGGCGACACUACCACAUUCAAGCAGGGGAAGAUCACGACACUCAACAAGGUCGGAGAGGUGUUUGAAGCGAAGGACGAGAAUGGCAACGAGGUCGUGGCACGGAAGGUCAUUCUUGCUACCGGCCUGAAGGACAAGCUUCCUGACAUUCCUGGUAUUGCCGACCAAUGGGGCAAGCGCGCCAUCCAUUGUAUCUUCUGCCACGGCACAGAGACUGCCAACAAACCCUUCGCGUUCCUCUUCACUGCCCCCAACGCCUGGAUCAACCCAGGCCUCGCCGGUACCAUGCUGAAGCUGUGGCCGAGUCUGAAGCACGACCCAGUAUACGUGCUGACCCAUGGUCAGGAUGUCAACACUGCUGAAGGAAGAAAGGGUGCGGGGCUCGAGGCUUAUUGGGAUAUCGUGCAGAAGAAAGGAUAUACCAUUAUAUCAUCACCCAUCACUUCGGUAAAGAGUGACGCCGACAAUACCACCCUCACGAUCACCUUCCAAGAACACUCCUCUAUCCAAGUCCCCUACAUGCUCCUGUUCCCCGAAAAGUGCACCCCCAACGACCACGCCCUUCCUUUCGUCAACGAACAGCUUUUCGGCCUGCCUCUCGGGCCCAUGGGUACCAUCCCCUUUGACCCUGCCUCUCAAGGGAGUGGUGGGGGAGGCGGUAUGCCGCGUAUGGGCGAUAGCCCCAAGACGCCUGUGAAGGGCUUGUUCUGGGCGGGGAAUAGCGGGGCGCCGGCAGGUAAUGUGGCGAUCAGUGUGGCACAAGGGCAGAUGGCCGGGGCGGUCGCUGGAGAUGAGCUCGGGGAUGAGGAUCUUGCCAAGCUGUAA